GGCCGAUAGUAAACUAAGAGAUCACACAGCGUCUGACAGUCAUUCAGUGCGUUCGCAUGUUUCGUUUACAGACUAAAUAGAUUCAGCCGCGCGGAGGAGUACAAGUUUUUUUCCUCAUUAUUUCUUUUUUUCUACAUUUUACAUUUCCCUUUUCGGUGAUGUCAUUUCUUAUUCAAAUUCGCCUUGAAAGCCUCGAACAACUCGCUCGCUAGGCUAGCUGUCCUGCUAGCCAGCUAGCGGUAGGUCUGCAAGAAUUUUUUUGCACAGACGCACUUUAUGUCCGAUGUGAUUCCCGAGAAAGGAGAAUCAGGAAAGGGAACAGUAGUUCAUGGAAGACAAGAAAAAGAAGAAAGAAGACAAAAAGAAAAAAGAAACAUCUCAAAAGGUGCCAGAACAGAAAAUCAAAGUGCCAGAAUCAGCCAAACCCUCCUGCUCCCAGCCCCUCUCCAGCCCAGGCUCAGUGUCCCCCAGCCCUGGCCCCGCUGCUCCCUCCUCUUCCUCAAGUCCUGGUGCAGCUGUGGUUUCUGCACAAGUCCCUCCUGGUGGCGGGAACAAUGCAAAGCAGCGGACUGCUGUGGCCAACGGACAGCCCUCCUCCUCCUCCCCUUCAGGAAGCCAGCCCUCCCAACAGAGAUACAUGUCCAGAGAAGUUCCGCCCAGGUUUCGCUGCCAGCAGGACCACAAAGUGUUACUGAAGAGGGGCCAGCCACCGCUGUCCUCCAUGCUGGUGGGGGGUGGCGGAGGGGAAGGGGGCAUGGCUGGAGGCGGAGGCAGUGGAUGGGCAACCACUCCACCUGUUUCCACACAAGGAGCAGAUAACGCUAAUGCAAGCACAGCUGGAGGUGCAGAUCCGAAUCAGACCUUAUUCUCCCCCUCACCUCCCAACUCCUCUCCUUCAUCAUGUGUUGCUGCUCUGUCUUCUUCUACUACUACUACUACUACAACUUAUGCAAAUUCCACUUGGGGGGCAGGCUCUGGCAGCCAGUCCUCUUCUCAGGGCUGCGGAACAGUGAUUGUGGAUGGAACUGACCUGGAGGAGUGGCCAAGCAUCCUCGGCGGCGACAAGUUGAGUUCUGACGUGGGCGGAGGUGGGACGCAGGAGCCAGACUGCCUCGGUAACAACAACAACAGUAGUGCCUCAUGGAGCGAGAGAAACAUCCAGCAGAAGGGAGGAACAGCAGGAAGGGCAGAAGGAGCGGGGAACGUGGACAGUUCUUCCCCGACUCGGUCUUCUCCGCCUUCCUUCUCUUCCUCACUUAGUGAAUGUGUUCAGACAAGUGAUGUGUGGGGCUCCUCCACCUCCUCCCAGGUGGAGACAGGGCUGGGAUCAGCAGCAUUUUACAAUUCCAAAGUCUCCCAUCUUCUACCAGGGCCUCAGGAAGGCCCCGCGAGUGGCGGCAGCAGCAGCAGCAGUGACCCUGGUGCCAAUUUGAACCCCAACAUGAACCCCUCCGCCUGGCCCUGCCUGGGGCAGGGUGGGACAUCGAGUUCAGCUAAAAACAGCCUUCCACUGCACUCAUCCAUCACUUCAGCUUCUUCAUUCUCUGCCAGCACUGCCCUCAUCUCCACUCAUCCUCAUUCAUCUGUGAAUCAAACCAGUCUUCAUCAGCAGCACACUGACAAAGCCGCUGCAGUCCGAGGUGGAGAACCACCACCACCACCUCAGCAGCAGCAGCCGCAGCAGCAGCAGCCGCAGCAGCAGCAGCCGUCGAACCCAGGGCUGGAGCUGGGUUCAGGUGAGGGAGCAGGAGAAGGAGAAGGACCAAAUCAAGAAGGUGACAACAGUGGGGGCUGUGGGGUUGAUGGUGUCGAAGAAGAAGGAAAGAGUAAACAUUGUGGCACCUCGUCUUCCUCUUUAGCCGCCGCCGCCUCCUCCUCCUCCUCGUGGAGACCCAUGCCCUCGGCCUCCUCUGACCUUAGUGCAGGUACGUCAGUGGCAGAGGGAUGGGUUGGAGCAGGGACCAGUUCUCAAGGACAGGAAGGGAACGUGUGGGCCUUUGGUAACCAGGAUGAGAAAGCAGGGUGGGGAAGGGGAAGUGAAGGUGGUUCAAAUACCCAGGUGGUAUCUCAGGGAGCGUGGAAGGGAGGCAGUCCUGACGCGGACUGGGGCGGGGCAGGCGCAGCAGCGGGGGUAAGUUCGAGCAACAUAGCAAUAGGACGUGGAAGAGAAGGAGAUGAGAGCAGCAGCAGCAGCAGCAGUGGAGGUGGAGGUGGUGGUGGAGGCAGUGCUUUACAGGAUUCUGCUUCACCAAAGUUUGAAACUAUGACAAAAGCUUGGGACAAUCAGACGGGGAUGGAGAGUGGGGAAGGGGCAGUUUGGGAGUGGGGUAGUGGAGAGGGAGGGCAGGCUGAAGGAGCUGGAGGUGGAAGCGGAGGCGGAGGACCUUCAGGCCCUUCAUCUUCCAGUGGUGGAGGCUCCAUAGCUGGAAGUGGUGGAGAAGGGAGUGAGAGUGGGAGCGGUAAACAGGCCCAGUCCUCUUCUUUGCACCACUCUAAGCAAACCUCCACGGAAGUGGCUGAAGUGGCCUUAAAUAGCAUGCUGAGUCGGUCAGACCUGGACCCCAGGGUACUGUCCAACAUGGGGUGGGGGCAGACCCAGAUUCGACAGAACGUGGCGUGGGACGUCGAUGUGAACGCAGCAAAAGGAAAGAGAAGUGAAGGGAGUGCUUCGUCGAGCUCUGCGUUUUCAUCAGCAUCUCUAAACACUACCAGUACCUGUGGUCCUAGCUAUCCAGCUAACACCAGUUCUGUAACUAAUGACUCGCCUUCUGGCAGCCACACCACCACUUUAAAUACUGCAGUGGUGAACAAGGGGGGCUGGGAGGGCGGUGCUGUGAGAAAACCAGCCCCGUCAGAAGAGGAUUUCAAGAGCAGCCAAGGUAGAGCAGCCGGAGGCUGGGGAGAUCCCUCACCUGAAACCCAGGGCAAAAGUUGGGGGAGUGAGGAGCAGAGUUGGAGGGAUUACAGAGGAGCAGCGGGAGGAAACAGGCGAAACAUUGGAGAACAGGGUAGUAAUUGGACCGAGGGUCCAGAAGAUAAGGGGACAGGGGCAUGGAAAGGCACUGGGAGAGGGGAGGCAGGAGGUUGGGGUGGAGACUGGGGACAGAGAGACUCUGUACCUGGAGGUGGGUGGGGAGAUGGACAGAGCCGAGGUGGAAGCAGCUCCGAGGGAUCCUCCUGGACUAACAUGGACGAGGUGGCGUCAAAGCGAUCAGGAUGGGAGGGAGGCAGUGCAAGUGGAGGUCAAUCCCACCAGGACUGGGGGAGUUCCAACCCUCAUCCGUCAGCAACCCAAAAACCAAACAUCCAAGUGGUACCAAUGAAAACUCCAAAUCAGCAGCAGCACCAAUCACAGGGCCAGCAGCCUCCCGGUCCAAUGCAGGGUGGAUGGAGCGGCCGGGCCAACGUUGGAGGAGGGGGUCCACCUUCCAAGAAUCACAACCAAAGUUCGGGUUGGACCGCUGGGCCAAUCCCCCAAAUCUCUGGCGGGGACAGUCUGGAGCCCAGCGGCUGGGAAGAACCCUCACCUCAGUCCAUCAGCCGAAAGAUGGAUAUCGACGAUGGCACUUCAGCCUGGGGAGACCCGACCCGCUACAACAGCAAGAAUGUGAACUUGUGGGACAAGAACAGUGCCACACCCAGCCAAAGCCACGGUCAGCAGGUGCCGCCUCCAGGCAUGCAGCAACAACAACAACAACAACAACAACAACAACCACAACCACAACAACAGCAACAGCCACCCAGGAGGCAACAGGCCAUGCAGCACAGCAGAGACACAAACACUCGCACUGGUUCAGUUGGUAUGUGGGGGGGCGGUACACAGUCUCUGGAUAACGGUACAGCUGCGUGGGGUCAGACAUCAGAUGCAGCAACUGGUUGGGGGGAACCAGAUGAACCCAGUAAAGGUUCUGGCUGGAGGAACCCUUCACCCAACCCUGUUAAAACUGGCAACAAACCAGUGGAAAGCUGGGGUGGAAAGACAGAAGGCUCUGUCGCAGCCUCCCGUCAUUCAAGCUGGGACGAGGAGGAGGACAGUGGAGGGGGGGUCUGGAACAGCACUGGCUCACAAGGAAACAGCUCCUCCUUCAACUCUGGAGGCUGGGGUCAUGCUCACGGAGGGAAAAGGGGCAACAUCAAGAGUGGAGGUGGAGACAGUUGGAUGAACCCCGUUUCACGCCAGUUUUCAAACAUGGGCCUUUUGGGUGACGAAUUAAAUGAGGACAAAAAGAUUGAAGACAAAAGAGGAAUGUCUGAUUAUAAUGGGGAGAUGCGCCGGGGAGGACGAGGUGGAGGCUACCGCAUGCCUGCAUCCAAAGACAUGGGGUCUGUUGACAUGGGGUCGUAUGGAGAUAAGAUGAGCGGCCACGGAGUGUAUGUCGGCAGCGGUGGAGGGAUGGCUCAACCUCGUGGGAUGCACCAACCUGGCCUGCACCCGAUGAGCUCCCAGGGGUUACGUGCUCAAGUGCCUCAUCAGUUCCUGUCUCCGCAGGUGCCGAGUCCCAUGCUGAAGCAGAUGCCGUCCCAAGGCAGCAGCGUUGUUGGAGGAGUGGGACCCGUGGCUGGCGUUGGAAACGUGGGAGGAGUGGGUGGUGUUGGUGGAGGAGUGUUCCCACCACAAAUAUCCCCCCAGCAGCUUGCCAUGCUCAGCAACAUUUACCCUCACGUGCAGCAGUUCCAUCUGGCUUGUCAGCUUCUACUACAACAGCAGCAGCAGCAGCAGCAACAGCAGCUCCUACAGAACCAGAGGAAGUUUGCUCAGCCUCAGUCUCUCAGGCAGCAGACAGACCCACAGCAGCUGGCAAGGAUUAUGGCUAUCCUGCAGCAGCAGCGGCAGCAUCAGCAGGGUGGAGUUGGAGGAGCAGCAGGGGGAGGAAGCUCCAAACUGUCGCCCACUCACCUGGGAGGAAAACAGCCUAUGGUUGACCCUCUCUCCCAUUCUGGAAUAGGAGGACAUUUAUCAGACCUGCACGCCAAAACACAAGGGAUGUACUCUGGGCUGGAGCUCGGUUCCAUGAUCGGAGGGAUGAAGGACACGGGAGGACAGCAGUCCCGUUUCAAAUGGAUGAUGGAGGGCCACUCACCGGCUCCGUCGCCCCCUGACACCACACUUCACAAGAACGGCCCUCUACCGAGCGCUCUGAAGGUGAGAGGAGGAUCCCCGUACUCCCAGUACGAGUUGCUGGGCGGUGAUGGUUUAGGAAUUCCACCACAGGCCUCCACAGACAACUGGCAACGAACUCCAGGCAGUAAAAUGGGAAACAAGCCGGCCACGUCCAGCUGGCCUCCAGAGUUCCAGCCCGGUGUUCCCUGGAAGGGAAUCCAGAGUGGUGGAGACCCAGAGUCUGACCCCUACAUGACCCCUGGUAGCGUUCUGAACUCUCCAGGACCCACAAGUCUCAACGACUCUGACCACCAGUUACUGCGAGACAACAUAGGGCCAAACCCCUCUCUCAACACCUCACUGCCUUCACCAGGUGCCUGGCCCUACAGUGCCUCAGACAGUCCCCUCAGCAAUGCACACAGCGCAGGAAAGUACUCGGAGUACAAGCCCAGCUGGCCCCCAGAGCCCAUCGGACAAAACAAAUUUUGGAAGACCAAUCGCAGCGGCAUACAGCUGCCACGCCCCCCUCCUGGCUUAACUAAUCAGAAACAGGCCUCGUCCUCCCCCUGGAGUAGUGGAGGCCCACGGUUGGCCCGGAGCUGGGGAGGAGGUGGAAUUAAUCAGGAGUCGAGAUUCGGGCCAGGCUCAGCUUGGAGCGACAGUGGGGCUUCCAGGAGCAGCUGCUGGUUACUCCUGAGCAAUCUGACCCCGCAGAUUGAUGGAUCCACACUGAGGACCAUCUGCAUGCAGCACGGCCCCCUCCUCACCUUCCACCUUGGCCUGACACAGGGCAGUGCUCUGAUUCGCUACAGCAGCCGACAGGAAGCUGCCAAGGCCCAGGGUGCACUGCACAUGUGUGUUCUGGGCAACACAACAAUCCUGGCGGAGUUUGUGACUGAGGAAGAAGUUGCUCGCUAUUUUGCACAUUCCCAGACCAGUGGGGCAGAAGAGGUCGGCUCAGGAGGAGCUCCAUCUGCUGGACUGCAGGGUUCCUCUGGUUCAGGCGCUGCUGUGGCCAACAGUGGAGGCAGCUCCCCGGGCAGCGAGCAGGCACCAGCGAGUACGACUGCAGGAGGAAAUGGAAGUGGCAGCAGCGGCGGUGGAGGAGGAGGAGGAGUGGAGGGAGGAGGAGGAGCAGCAGCUGUUCUCGGAAGUGUGAGGUCCUCCAGCUCUGGGUGGCAAAGUCUUGACGGUACAGGCGGUUCUUCAGACUCCUCUACAGGUCAAGGACCUGGGUUGGGGAUGUUUUCCCAAUGGAGCACAAAUGGGUCAGGGGAGGGUGGAGGAGCAGGAGGGGUCGUGGGAGUGGGGGGGGUCGAGGCCGGCAGAUCUGGCUUGUGGGGGGGCAUGACUGCUGGGUACCCCGGCAGCAGUCUGUGGGGGGCACCCCAAAUGGAGGAGAGGCACCAAAUGGACAGCCCCGCUGCAUUAUUACCUGGUGACCUGCUGGGAGGAGGAGCAGAUUCCAUCUGAGGAGGCCUGCUCCUGUUGUAACGUGUAGGUUUGGACACACUGAUACGGCAUACACUGGGUUACACAUGUACUUACUAUAGCACACACACACAUACACACACAUACAGUACAUUUUCGUGGUAUGCAUAUAGAUGUAUUACACAUAUACCACACGUGCGUACAUGUACCGUGUAUGCAUUUGGACGUGCACACAUGAAGCGGAAAUGUGAGACAUGCUUACACACAUUCUUGUGGCCAGACUUAAGCUAUUAUAUAAACAAAUGCAGGGACUGUUAGAUGUGUAUACAGCCUUUUUUCACAGAUGAAGAUUUCAACUGCUUAGACUUGAAUCCUGAAAAAAGAAUGAAAAGUCAGUGGGUCUGAAAGACUUGACUGCGUUGUUAUGUGCUUAGUAAAAAAAAAAAUAGAAAAAAAAAGGAGGGGGACUUUUCAACAGAUUUACAUACACGUGCACACACCAAAUACAGACUAGCCUUCAGACAGUUGGGCACUGUAAACAGCAUUACCUUCUUCGUGUAAGAGAACUUAAAACUACUAAAUGAUGUGAGGUUAAAAGUUCCGUUUGUAUUCACGUGUCGCCCGGUGAUCGACGGAGACGGAAUUCAAACACAUGCAAACAGCUCUGACGACAGAACUGUAACUUACUGUGUAUGUUAAGAUUUAUUUUUGUUUGUAUGGUUUUAAAACAUUUUUUUUUUGUUUUCUUUCUCAAACAGUGGAAAAUAUUGAAAAAUGUCUUUGUUCUUGUUUUUCAAAAAUGCUGACCUCCUACUGUUGUAUCUCACGCACUCUCUCUGUUAUACUCUCUUGAACAUGUUUGUUACUGUUGCAGUGAUAAAUGUUAAAUAGUGGGCAGUUUGAUGCUAUGUUGCAUUUCUCCAUGUGUGAGUACUGCACGCAGUAUGACACACACAGGUGUGUGUGUGUGUGUGUGAGCGAGACUGAGACCAAGUUUGUGGAUCAAACCACCACCGUUCGAGUGUGUGUGUGUGUGUGAGUGAAAGUGUGAGAAUAAUUGCGUGUGCAUGUUGAUGCCUGUCAUUUUGUGGGCAAGGCUGCUUACUUUACAGAAGGUCUAUACAUAAAUGUUUUGAGUGCAUUCGAUAUACUGCUGACUGUGUUAAGAAAUAUUGGCACUAAUGCUUUUUUUUUCCUCUCAUUUGAAGUUUUUUUUUAAGCAGACUUGUCUUUUUAUUGUCUGACCUGCAAUAAUAUUAAAAAAAGGAACAUUUUAAUGACACAAAGAGCUGAAGGCAUAUGCGUUAAAAAGAAUGGACAUGCCAAAUCUUAUCAAACUGUGUGCAGUGGGGGGAAGAGGGGAGGGCAAGGAAGGGGAGGGAGGAGCGGGUGGGAGGGAGGGUUGUUUACAGCUGCAGAGUAAGAGUUACCAUACGUUUUUAAUGUUGUUGUGUAUUCGUUUUAAAUUAAGACAGGCUUUAACACUCCUGUUCAGUGUUUUUGUUUUGAGAUUUUACAAAGGAAAAAAAAUAUUUAAACAAAUGAGAACAAGAUUAAUAAAGAUGAAAGUAUUGGCUUCUA
Messenger RNA from Cynoglossus semilaevis (tongue sole), 8113 nucleotides. Its product is annotated as trinucleotide repeat-containing gene 6B protein-like. Gene Ontology annotation, molecular function: nucleic acid binding. The transcript is spliced from 21 exons. Gene Ontology annotation, biological process: miRNA-mediated post-transcriptional gene silencing; positive regulation of nuclear-transcribed mRNA poly(A) tail shortening. The record is from RefSeq and is a predicted model, not a curated record. Gene Ontology annotation, cellular component: P-body; nucleoplasm. NCBI's taxonomy places the organism in Eukaryota, Metazoa, Chordata, Actinopteri, Pleuronectiformes, Cynoglossidae. The coding region runs from base 329 to 6574 and encodes 2081 amino acids.